This is a messenger RNA of Thunnus maccoyii (southern bluefin tuna), 1220 nucleotides long. It is a transcript of the gene polr3f, whose product is annotated as polymerase (RNA) III (DNA directed) polypeptide F. Bases 149 to 1099 code for a protein of 316 amino acids. Gene Ontology annotation, biological process: transcription by RNA polymerase III. The record is from RefSeq and is a predicted model, not a curated record. Gene Ontology annotation, cellular component: RNA polymerase III complex. The transcript has 9 exons. NCBI's taxonomy places the organism in Eukaryota, Metazoa, Chordata, Actinopteri, Scombriformes, Scombridae.
GGACGCUCCCGUCAGCAGCUAACUGUUGAGGACCCUGAACUAGCAUGCCUGUGUGCCUGUGUGACAACAUUAGCUAACAGGCUAACCAACAGUUACAUCGGCUCAGACAGAAAACUACAGACAGGGAACUACAGACAGAAGUGUUAAAAUGUCAGAAGUCAAAGUGAAGAAGGAGAAAAACAUUUCGGACCCCGCAGAGAUAGAAAACAGGAUCAAAGAGCUGUGUCAGCAGUUUCCUCACGGCAUCACCGACCAGGUGAUCCAGAACGACAUGCCUCACCUGGAGCCGCAGCAGAGAGCCAUGGCCAUCAACAAGCUGCUGUCACUGGGCCUGCUGGACCUGCUGAGGAACAGCUCAGGACUGCUGUACAGGAUGAAGGACUCUCAGAGCGCCAGUAAGAUGAAAGGUUCAGACAACCAGGAGAAGCUGGUCUACCAAAUCAUCGAAGACGCAGGAAACAAAGGCAUCUGGAGCAGAGAUAUCCGUUUUAAGAGCAACCUUCCUCUGACGGAGAUCAACAAGAUCCUGAAGAACCUGGAGAGCAAGAAACUCAUCAAAGCCGUCAAAUCUGUCGCUGCGUCGAAGAAGAAGGUGUACAUGCUGUACAACCUGCAGCCGGACCGCUCGGUGACGGGCGGGGCCUGGUACAGCGACCAGGACUUUGAGUCUGAGUUUGUGGAGGUUCUCAACCAGCAGUGCUUCAAGUUCCUGCAGAGCAAGGCUGAAGCGGCGAGGGACAGUAAACAGAGUCCCAUGGUUCAGAGGAACAGCUCCUUCGCCACCUCACAUGAAGUCUGGAAGUACAUCUGCGAGCUGGGAAUCAGCAAGGUGGAUCUGUCCAUGGACGACAUCGAGACCAUCCUGAACACGCUGAUCUACGACGGGAAGGUGGAGAUGACCAUCAUCGCCGCUAAAGAGGGAACGGUGGGCAGCGUGGACGGACAGAUGAAGCUCUACCGCGGCGUGAACCCCGUCAUCCAGCCCACCGGCCUGGUGAAGACGCCCUGCGGAAUCUGCCCGGUGUUUGACGACUGUCACGAAGGAGGAGAAAUCUCUCCGUCAAACUGCAUCUACAUGAGCGAGUGGUUGGACUUCUGACGGCGGCUCGUCUCCGCUCUUUUCUCUGUGAUGAAAAGCUCUUUAUUUCCUCAGCGAUCUGUGAUCCAUGGCGUUUAUUUUGUAUUUAUGGCAAAGUUUAAUAAAAACCUGGAGAUGUGAA